UGCAAAUGAUGCAAGAUGCAGCAGCUGCCCCAAUUUCCUAUGCACGUUUCUUGCCAUAGACAGAUUGGCACCAGACCAGAGCAUCCAGCAACAUGUACUUAAAAUUCAGUGGGAGGGUCAGAGAGUUUCGUUCAGUGCUGACAGUAUACGUGCAUGCCAUUCGUUGUGACGACGACUGUCAGAGCUACCUAGCUUUGCUUUGCUUGCUCGGACUGAGUGGAUCGAGAUGGGGAGGGUGCACCCUUGCUGCUCCGAGGAGAAGAAGGUGAGGAAGGGGCUGUGGUCGCCGGAGGAGGACGAGAGGCUCGCCUCCCACAUCGCGCGCUUCGGCGUCAGCUGCUGGAGCUCCAUCCCCGAACUCGCAGGCUUGCAGAGGUGCGGCAAGAGCUGCCGGCUGCGGUGGAUGAACUACCUGCGCCCGGACCUCAAGCGGGGCCGCUUCUCCCAGCAGGAAGAAGACCUUAUCAUAGCUCUCCACAAAGCACUUGGAAAUAGCUGGUCCCAAAUCGCGGCGAGGCUGCCGGGGAGGUCGGACAACGAGAUCAAGAACUUCUGGAACGCGCGGCUGCGCAAGAAGAUCCGGCAGAAGGAGGCCUCGUCGUCGGCGUCUUCCACAGCCGGGAGCAAAGAACCCGCCGCGAGACGCAACCGACCGAACAGCACCGAAAACGGCGACGACCGGAUAAAACCGGCGCCGCCGCCGGUGUUCACCCCCUACCCCUUCGUCCCGCCGUCUCCUCGGGACCAUGUCGCCGCGGCCGCUUCCGGCGCAAGCAGCUGCGACGACUAUUCCUCCGCUGCCGGCAGUUUCGUCGCCGACCCAGCCGCGGCGGCGGCAUGUGCCGCUGUUCAUGUAGGGUACGCCACUGACCGGAGUGCCGCGGCCGCCGAGUCGGGGGUUACGCCGACGCCGCCGUCAAUGACGACGAGCACGAGCGCGUGCACUGACGACGCGCGGGGCAGCUGCGACGACGGCUUCUUACGGGCGAUGGUCGACGACCCCAGCUUCCUGUUCGGGGAUUUCUACCUCGACAGCGAUGGCGGUCACCAUGGGCAGAUCAUGAGCUUCUGGGAAAGCCAUGCGUUCAGUUGAUUUGUUUCUUUUUCGCGGUGUUACUUGGCCGGUCUACACAAAUUUAUUACGACUUCACUUCAUUGUUGUGUAAGCGUAUGCAUGCGGAAUCAAAUGUGAAAGUUCAACCGGAAUAAAUAAAAGCUACGAACUGUACUUUUUGUGUUUCCAAGUUUUGCAAAGAAAAAUGGCAAUUGAUUUCAGUUCUGUGA
Messenger RNA from Zea mays, 1284 nucleotides. Its product is annotated as myb-related protein Hv33. The transcript has 3 exons. The record is from RefSeq and is a predicted model, not a curated record. Lineage: Eukaryota; Viridiplantae; Streptophyta; Magnoliopsida; Poales; Poaceae. The coding region runs from base 227 to 1093 and encodes 288 amino acids.